Cydia fagiglandana is the source of this 7056-nucleotide messenger RNA. It is a transcript of the gene gpp, whose product is annotated as histone-lysine N-methyltransferase, H3 lysine-79 specific. The coding region runs from base 144 to 3872 and encodes 1242 amino acids. Lineage: Eukaryota; Metazoa; Arthropoda; Insecta; Lepidoptera; Tortricidae. Gene Ontology annotation, cellular component: nucleus. The transcript is spliced from 17 exons. Gene Ontology annotation, molecular function: histone H3K79 methyltransferase activity. Gene Ontology annotation, biological process: DNA repair; DNA damage checkpoint signaling; regulation of transcription regulatory region DNA binding. The record is from RefSeq and is a predicted model, not a curated record.
UAAUUUCAACAUGGCGCCCGGUUGUGCGGAGUGUGUAUGUGUGUGAAAGUGCAGUGAAAUUAUGUUAAAAUAUCAAGUGUUUUUAGUGAUAAAUUUAGUGUUUAAGUGAAAAGUGUGUGCAUUCAUGCAGCGGUUUUCCUAUAAUGGCUUUGGAUUUACGCCUGCACUCUCCUGCAGGCGCAGAACCUGUUGUUUAUACAUGGCCCCUCACUUCAGGUCAUGGUUCGGACAAACACGAUGGGGCUCUGGAAAUAGUAGAAACAAUAAGGUGGGUAUGCGACGACGUGCCGGACAUGAAGGCCGCCCUCGAGAACAACAUCCUGAGCGACUACGACACCCACUCGUACGAGAGCAUGCGAGCUCUCUGCGACCGCUACAACCGCGCCAUCGACUCUGUCGUCGCAUUGGAGAAGGGAACAUCACUGCCAGUUCAGCGUCUAAACAAAUAUCCUUCUCGAGGGCUGCUAAAACACAUACUCCAGCAGACGUAUAACCAAGCCGUCGCAGACCCGGACAAGCUCAAUCAAUACGAGCCCUUCUCACCGGAGGUAUACGGUGAGACGUCAUACGAGCUGAUAGCUCAGAUGAUCGAUCAGAUCGACAUCACAUCGGAGGAUGUGUUCGUGGAUCUGGGCUCGGGCGUGGGGCAGGUCGUGCUGCAGAUGGCGGCCGCGACCCCCUGCCGGAUCUGCUUCGGAGUCGAGAAGGCGGAGGUGCCGAGCAAGUACGCUGAGUGUAUGGAUUCAAACUUCAAAAUGUGGAUGAGGUGGUAUGGCAAGAAGUAUGGAGAGUAUAAAUUAAUAAAGGGCGACUUUCUUAUGGACGAACACAGAGAGAAGAUAAACGCCGCGACGAUAGUGUUCGUGAACAACUUCGCCUUCGGGCCCCACGUGGACCAUCAGCUCAAGGAGAGAUUCGCCGACUUGAAGGACGGAGCCAAGAUCGUGUCGUCCAAAAGCUUCUGCCCACUCAACUUUAGGAUAACGGACAGAAACCUGAGCGACAUCGGCACGAUCAUGCACGUCAGCGUCAUGUCGCCGCUGAAGGGCUCCGUGUCGUGGACUGGGAAGCCAGUCUCGUACUAUUUACACAUUAUAGAUAGGACCAAAUUGGAGAGAUAUUUUCAAAGACUGAAAAAUCCGAAACUCAAGGUCAGCAUAAGUGAGGAUGGCAAGCGCAACCUGAGCGCGCCGCCGACGCGGCAGCCGACGCCGGACCUGCUCAACGGGAACAGCAACCACAGCUCCGCCUCGCUGCCCGAGCGCCGCCGCAAGGUCACCCGGCCCCGGCCCCGGCCCCAAGCUGGCAGGGGCGAGGCGGGGCGGACGCGCGCGCGCGCGGCGGCGGCCAAGCGGCGCGUGGCGGCGCGGCGCUCCAGCGACGACAGCGACGACGACUCCUCCGCCACCGACGACGCGCCCGGCCCCGAGCCCGCGCCGCGCGAGUGGGGCGCGCCCUGGGCCUCCAGCUCCGACUCCAACCGCAGCCGGCGCGGCACGAGCAAGCGCAGCGCGUCGGCGGGCGGCGCGCGGCGGCGGGCGGCGCGCAGCAGCAAGCGGCGCCGCGCCGCGCCGCAGGCCAUCGCCGGCCUCGACCUGCUGCACGACACCACGCUCGCCUCCACCGAGCGCAGCGGCGCGGAAACGGCACCGCCGCCAGGCUGCGUAGGCCAGCGCCUGUCGGCCCUGGGCGGGCUGCAGUCGGCCGAGCGCCUGCACUCGGAGCUGGACAUCCCGCGCUCGCCGCACACGCCCUACAGCCUGCAACUGUUGCUCGACAUGUUCCGCGAUCAGUACCUCGCCUUCAUACAGCGCAUGAACUCGCCCGAGUUCGCGCACGAGAUCCGGCACCAGAUCGACAAGGAGAAGGAGCGUAACCAAAAGCUGAAGUCGCGCGCGUCGCAACUGGACAAACAGAUCAACGUGCUGAUAAGCGACAGCGUGGCGCUGCUGAAGGCGCGCAUGACGGAGCUCGGCAUCCACGCCAACAACACCGUGGACCUGCUGGCCAAGGCCAAGGAGAUCGUCGGCCGCCACAAGGAGCUGCAGAGCAAGGCCAGCAAGCUGCAGCAGCAGGUGAACAACAUAGAGGCGGAACAGGCUAUGCUCGUUAAACAACGGACGUUUGAAAUAACAGAAAAGUAUCGUCAAUUAGGCCACAUACCGCCUGACAUCGAGAUCACUCAGAACAUAGCACACGACUGCAUACUCAGAGAGAUAACGGCCACGCUAGCUCACCGGAAAAGGUUACAAGCUCAAGUCGGGCACUUACAAGGAGAAAUCAUCCAAAUGGAAAGAGCGAGCGAGCAUCAGAAGGUGAACGCGCCGUCCGUUCCCGUUGCGACUGUGAAACCCCAUACGGUGAACUCGAAACCCCGCAAGUCCCGAGAGCACCGCUCGCGCUCGCAAGAGUGGCCCGACGUGCCCGACAUGGGCAAGAUUGAGGAGCAAAACCCGGAGCUACUGGCGCAGAAGAUUCUGGAAACCGGACGGCAGAUUGAGGCCGGCAAGAAGACGCCGAACGUGAUCGUGAACGGGUACCUGCGCGACGAGCACCGCGGGGGUGGCGCGGUGUCCCCGCGGCCGCGGCCGCUGCACCGCGCGCCGCCGCAGCCGCCCCGCCCCGCGCGGCCGCGCUCGCCCGGCAAGCCGCUCAACGUCGUCGGCAAGGUGCAGGAGUCCCCCAAGGUCAUCAACUUCGAGGACCGCCUCAAGAGCAUCAUCACCUCCGUGCUCAAUGAGGAUCAGGAGCAACGUAAAGCUUCGCGGCAGCCGCCAACUCCAAAUCACGCGUACAGCAACGGCUACGUGCGGCAGCCGGCGCAGCAACCCCACCCGCCGCAGCACUCGCAACACUCGCAGCACUCGCAACACUCGCAGCACUCGCAACACGCGCCGCACCCGCCGCACUCCCCGCACGGGUACUCGCGCGCGGCCGCGGCGGCGCCGGGCUUCCCGCGCUCGCGCGACUACCGCCGCGAGCGCUACUCGCACGCGCAGUACGAGCGCCGCGCGCACCUCGAGCGCGACCUGCGCCACCAGCCCGACUACACGCAGGUAUCGCCAGCGAAGCUAGCAUUGCGGCGUCAUCUGUCGCAGGAGCGCCUGGCCACGCCGGCGCCUGCGCGUACCAUCGGCGACCUGGUCAACGGCGAGAUCGAGCGCACGCUCGAGAUCUCCAACCAGAGCAUCAUCAACGCCGCCGUGCACAUGUCCGCGCGCUACCAGGACCCGCCGCACCAGCCGCUCGAAGGUCUAGCGGCGUGCCUGCAAGCGCGCGUGCUGGCGUCGGAGUACUGGCGCGGGCGCAACGGCGGCGGCGCGGCCCCGGCCGGGCCCGACGACGAGCGCCGCCGCUCGCCGCCGCCCGACCCGCACUCCAACACCUCCACGCCGCUCGUAGACGAGUUGCCCGACGCGUCGAGGCCCAACGAAGGCGAAGGCGGCGAGGAAGUCGAGGAGAGCAAGUGGCAGGACCGAAUAGACUUUCGCUUCGACCAGAUAAUAUCGUUCGCGUCCACCGCGAUCGACGACAAGCGGCGGCGGUCGGACGAGGCGUACAACACGUCGCCCGACUCGGGCAUCGGGCACGGCGACACGCGCUUGGGCGCGGCGGGCGGCGCGCCGGGGGCGGGGGCGGGGGCGGGCGCGCGCGCGGCGCCGGGGGCCGCGCCCGCGCCCGCGCGCGCCGCGUCGCCGGCCGCGCCGCACCCGCACCCGCACCCGCACCCGCACCAGCACCAGCACCAGCACCAGCACGCGCAGGCGCAGGCGCACCACUUCAAGAAGCGCUUCUUCCGGCGCGAGCGCUGGGACGCAUGGUCGGGCGCGCCGCCGCCCGCCGCCGUGGACUGGGAGCGGCCGGCGAUGUGACGGCCGCGCACCUAGCGCUGCCCGGAGUGCCGCUUCGUCCACCCGUGCCCCGAGGGGCCCGCCCUAGAGUAAUUCCUGUCGGCCCGCCGCCGCCGAGAGAGGACGCGGCGGAUCUAUGUAAAUAGUGCCCCGCGAGUCGCGAGCGCUUUUCGCCCGGCGCCCGAGGUCGGCCGCUUUCGUGCCGACCGUGACGGUUUUUUUUUGUUAUAUUUUCGAAUAUAUUAUAAUGUAAUUAUGUAUAUUAUUGAGUUUAUCUUAUGUUUAAGAAUUGUAAUUAUGAUAAUUAUAAGUUUACGCGGCCGUUCCAUUCGGGCGCUUCGUAGGUCGACGGCACCUCGACGGAUCGUAUUUCAUGUGUUCAUUUAGGUCCUAGAUUCUGAAAUACGUGGGUCGCUAGUGAUGCGGCGGUCGUUCUUUCGCCGGUCAUUCGAUGAAUGUUUGUUGUUUUAUGAGUUUUAUUUUUUGACGUUACGGAUGGCUCAGUCUGAAUAAUGUUAAUCAUUUCUUUGGGGAAUCUUAAGAAAUAGUGUGUAUCGAUAGCGAGUUGUACAUAUAAUGAACGUAGACUAUUAUAAGUGAUGUAUGUGAAGGAUCAUUGUGUAGUCUCGUUUGAUGCCUGUAAUACUGACAACUGACUGGCGCCAAAUUACUGACUGAAACUGCAGUUGUUGCCUUAGCCGCAUUCGUAAUGUUAUUUAUUACACUGCGACGACGUUAAUUUUUUAUUUAAUCUACAAAGAAAGAAGCAAUAACUUACGCGAAUUAGGUUUCUAUAUUACCUCGGUACGGGUCGACUAGAAAAUUAGUUAUAUGUCAGCGCAAUUAAAAAUAAAAACUAGCUUGUAAAUAGGAUUAUGAAGUACUCUUUCAGCCAAAAGUUUCUUAACACUAGCAUGGGUGGCCUGACAUAUUAACUGUGAUGUUUUAUACUAUGAAACUGGAUCAGAUUGAUCUAAACAUGAUUACCUGUAACAGACCGGCAGCAAGAUUUUAGUCCAUUUCUUUAAGUGUGUACGUAUACGAUGUUUUUAACAGUUUAACUAGCAUUAUAGGGUGCUGUUUUAUUUAUUUUUUCUUAUUAGGAUUAUUACGUACGUCUAAAUUGUAUAGUGCCAAAUGAUCAUGUGGUCUUUUAGAAAAUAUUUAAUUUUUUGUAAGAUAAAAUGUACAUUUUAAUUUGAUUUUGUUAAUUUUGCAUGGAAACGCACAAUUUUAUUAGGUUUGAUUUUUUAAAUGCGGCUCUACAGAUCGUGGCUACAUUGUUUUAGCAAUGUUUUUAAGUUACAGCAAGCUAUAGCUUGGUUCUUACACAUGAUAGGGUUCAACAAUCUUUGAUCUCUAUUCCUAGAAUAAUCUUACACGUUUUAAACAUGCCGCGGCCACGGCUAUCUAUGAAACUCGUUAGAAUAUCGCUUUUCAUUAUCAAGGAACUGCCACAUUAUACACUCAAUUAGAAAAAGUCUACACUAGUAAUUAUUUAGAUUUAGAGGUCGCGAAGACGUAUCAAUUAGACAAAACGUUCCGUAACCCAUAUUGUUCAAUAGGUAAGGGAAUCCCAGAAGUAAGUGGAAAAAACCUAAGUGUUCAUGUCUUAUAUAGUUCAUUUUUUUUUUUAGUUUAAAAAUGUAUCUGUCUAAAAUGGAUUUUAGUACCAUUUUAUUAACGUAGGUUUUUCAUAUGGCUAAAACGUUUUUAAUGUAAAUUGCAAGUUAAAGUAUAGAAUCGGAAGGUGUUAUAUUUAACUGAAAUGUAUAUAAAAGAAAGCUACUCACUGCCAUCAUCGGGUAUUAGGAAAAUAGUUAAUUAUUUAGGUGAAUUAUAAUUUUUUACCUUGUACUUAUUUCUGGGACAACCCGAAGAAUAGAUCGGCUAGCAAAUUGAUUUUAAUGUAGGUGUACAAUAUAUAGAACUAUUUUCAUAAAAAGAAAUAGGAGAUAUGAGCGAUUUCUAGUUGCAGGUUGUUAUAAAAACAAAAUCGGUGUAUGCCAGGCAAUGUUGCAUGUAUUGAGUUAUAAUUACAAACCAUAGGUACCUGUUCAUAAACACUAAACUUACUUUAACGAUUGAUUGAAUCUCUGCUGAUAUUAAAUCAAAAACAUAUUUUCCUAGUAAAAAUACUUCAUUGACUAUCUUAAUCUCGUAUUCUCUUAAGAACAAUACAAGUAUAUAUUUCACGUGUUAAAUGUUUGUGAACAGGCCGCGUCCACACUGCUUUUUCGGCUCAGAGUCGUGCAUCGAACACAUUUACACGGCGCCACGCGGCGGUCGACGUUCGGUGGACGUGCUCUCACUUGCGCCAAAUCAUGGAUCAAACUAAAGGGACAGACACAAUUAAGUAAUUUCGCCCACUUGGACUAAUCCGCCUUCUAGAAUUAAGAAUUCCAUACUGGAAGAUAUGAUGUCUAUCAAGCGAAAUAUUUUAUAAAUCUAAUAUUUUGAUAGAAUUCUGCGAGUUUAUGUAACAAUGGAAUAGGUAGUUUUUGUUACAACAUUCUUGGCGAAACUAACCUUUUUUAUAUGUAUAUGUUACACCGCAUAAUUAUUUCGAAAUUAUGAAGUUGUUUUAUCACUUCAUUGAAUUCAAUUGGAUGUGCACCUAUUGUUACAGAUUAAAAUUGGCACAACAUUGUUCUGUAGUGUUAUGGGUAAUUUAUUAUAGUAACAUGGUAAUAAUAAUAAUCAGAGACCAUGAACGAUAUUGGGCUUAUUGAAUGAGAUUUUCAAGAUUUAAUGUUUGUAAUACAGAAACGACUCUCAUGAAAUUACAUGUUACAAGUGCAGCUGAAUAAUAUUUGGUGAUGAUCUGUUUUUCUGGCGUCGUUUUUUGUAUUUUGAGCAUUGGACUGCACUGGUUUGAUUGUGCCUGAAAAAACUCAUUAAUGCCGCUCCAAACCUCAAAAUUAUGUAUUUGAUGAAUACUUUAUAAGUUAGUGUUAUGUCAACAUGUGUUGACCAAUUAUACUCUCGGAGAGUGAUAACAUUAUUCAGGAUUAGCUAAGUUUUAUUUUUUGAUGGGGAAAUGAGCUAUAGUGUGAGGUCAUAGUGUCUAAAAUAGUACAAAUGAGAAGACUUAUUGUGGUAAGGCUCGGACUAUUCAACAUUGCAAAUGCUAGGUUUGAGAUGUAUCCCUGUGUACUAGUUUUAUUUUGUACUAAAAGUUAAAAUAAAUUAAUAAUUAUACUCA